Emericellopsis cladophorae is the source of this 1203-nucleotide messenger RNA. RefSeq lists its product as uncharacterized. The record is from RefSeq and is a predicted model, not a curated record. The transcript has a single exon. Bases 1 to 1203 code for a protein of 400 amino acids. NCBI's taxonomy places the organism in Eukaryota, Fungi, Ascomycota, Sordariomycetes, Hypocreales, Bionectriaceae.
AUGGACGACCCAGGCCUUAGCUGGCCUGCUUGGAAGUUUGGACUGAAGAGGGCCGACCUCUUCACCUCUCUCCACGACCAGUACAAUACCUUUACCUUCACCCUCCAAGACCCUGAGGCCUUUCACGCCGAUGUGUCCCAGAUCUCGCACGAUGCUCAGACAACCGAAGAGUUCCACCGCAUGAUGGCCGAUCGACGACAACAGCGCCUCCUCGAACUGAACGAGUCUCUGGAGUCGCUAGCCUACGAAAUCAUCGGCAACCCUAAGCUGAUGGACUCGGAGCACUGGACGUUCGCCCUGCAGCUCUUCCGCACAAAGUCGUUCGACUCGCUUGUACGAUACUUCGCCAGCUACAUACCGAGCGGUGUACAUGGUGGCAAGGAGGCACGCUCCAACCACUCUUCUGAUUCCGAAGCAUCGACUGUCUCGUCUACUAGCACGAACGCCAGCAGUGUUGACGAUACCAACCCCUCCGACGUUUUCUGCACUGGUCCCGUCAUGACCGAAGAGCCGUCUCAUCUCGAUUCCGCACAAUACACACAACUUGGCGUUGACGCUCCUCUCUCGCCUCCCGAAUCCGAAUCCGACGCCAUGACUGCCGCGUCCGCCGACGACGACGAAGCGAUCUUGUGUUGCGACUCUACGUAUGCACGCUCGCGAUCCAUGUCGUUCUCUGGCUCGGAAUCGUGCCUUCUCGAUUUCAGUCGACCUAUACUCCAUCAUGACGAUGAAGAUCACGAUCAUACCUCGCAGUCUGGCAGUGUCAACACUGCCCCCACGUCUGUAUCGGACGGCGAAGAGGUCCGCUCGUCGAUUGAUUCUGUGGAUGGUAAAGAGCUCCAUUACUCUCACUUUGAAGAUGAAGAGGAUGAUGAACUUCUUACCGCGCAGUUUCCCGAAGAUGCCUUUGACGUCUACGACGCGGAACAAUACAUCUCUGAAGAUGCCCCCACCGAGUCCGACACACCUACACCGAGACAGGAUGGCGUGUCGACCAACUCGUAUAUCGACUACAAGUCGCUCCUCAGCCGCCGGCUUCCUUCGCCUCACCGACAGACGCGACGCUCACCGUCGCCGUCAUCGAGAGCACACCGAGAUGUGGGGAUCCCAUAUGAGGUGCGGAGGAGCCCAGACGAGGCAUACAGCAAGAUCCAGAAACCGGUCUCCGACUCCACACGGAGAAGAGUCAAGGGAAGGACAUGA